Nematostella vectensis (starlet sea anemone) is the source of this 2193-nucleotide messenger RNA. RefSeq lists its product as uncharacterized. The record is from RefSeq and is a predicted model, not a curated record. The coding region runs from base 97 to 2031 and encodes 644 amino acids. NCBI's taxonomy places the organism in Eukaryota, Metazoa, Cnidaria, Anthozoa, Actiniaria, Edwardsiidae. The transcript has 12 exons.
GACAGUGUAUAUCUAGCGUUUUAUUACCAAACUGACGACUCGACUAGACAUUCAACGUCCCUUUGCUAGCGGCCAUACAGUCACAAGCCUUGGAUCAUGCAGUUGCGCAUACGCAAAGCAUUUGUUCUAUGUGUUCUCGUUUUGCUACACGAGUUCGCGCCUGCACAGUUAGCGCUGAUUUACCGACCUGGUCCACAGGCUUUCGCAGAAGGCUUAGACAUAGCGCAGCACAAGCAUGAAGUCGAGGAGAUAACAGAUGACGAUGAUGACAAUGAUAAUGAUGACAGCGAUGUCAACCAUGGUGAUGAUGACAGCGAUAAAAAUGAUGUUGAAAGAGAUGAAAGCGACAUAAGUGGUUACCACGACCACAUCAAAACUGGAAAAAGAGGGAAUGGCUUAGGAUCGGUUGUCAAAUACACCAUCAAAGUGUUCAGCUUCGCCAAAAAAGUUAUUCCUACCUUGGUCACCAUCGCAAGCUUGAGUAACGCGAUCUUUCGGGGAAUCGCGGGAUGCUGCAUCGACUACCCGCAAGCGUGCGAGGGGUACGAGGAGGCUGAGAGAUUACGGCAGACGCUUGAAGAAAAGAGCCAUCAGUUAGACAACAUGCAGCUUGAGGCACAAAAUAUGCAAGAAUGGGCGGAGUCGACGAGCAACAAGUUCACGUUUGUUUUAUUUGAGCUGAACAACAUCGUGGAUCACUCCGAGUACUUGGUUAAUGCAAUAUCACCAGAUAUAAACAUCGGGAUUGCGAACAAGACCACGGAAAUAAAGGAACUUGUGCGACGUAAAAAUUCCGAUGAGUUGGGGUUUUUGGAGGUCGAGUCUAUGUACGAAGACACGAUCGAUACCACGAUAAACUUGGCAGUUCCAUUCUUCACAGCGAUACUCCCUAGUUUGCCUGGACUCGUGCGAUUCGCAUCUAAUCGACUUGGGCACAGGAAAGCGUUCGAGCUGGACGAAAAUUUGAAUAAUGUGCUAAAAAAGCCGCCAAAAUCCAGCCCCAAGUUCAUCGAGUCUAAGAGCUGGAUGGCAAAGACACGAAACGCCAUCAGCAUGAAGUUGCAAAAGUUCCGUAAGAAGAUCGAGACAAAGUACACUAAGGCAGUACGAGUCGUCAGCACAUUGGCAAACAUCCUCUCCUCGGUGUUCGAGUUCGUCUCUACAGCGUAUGACAUCUAUGGCAUUGUCGAGAGUGCACAGGGAUGCUACGAAAAAGCAAAGAACCUGAAGCAAGCGUUGAAGGAAUUCAAAAAGGCCAAUAGACUAAUGGAUGAAGCUAUCAGUAACGCAACUACUUCCAAAGCAUUCAUAGAGAAGGUGUGGGAGGAUCUACACAUCGCGAUGGCAAGUGCACCACUAGUCAAAGACCUUCAUGAAGUUAGGAUGACAGCACAAAAGCUCGGAGGGAAGGCCAACACUUUUAGCAAUAAUGUGGAUGCGAUUGGGAACUACAUCAGUAACGUCGCGAUCACCAGGGACUACAAGGGGCUCCAUCAACUUCUCGAGGAUCUUUCUAUCGGCUUGGGGUCGCUGCCGUUCACCAUGACGUGUUAUACGAACAAGGUCAAGAUGGUGGAGUUUGUUCUGCGUGAGUGUGAGCGAGGGAGCGACACUUUCAGCUCCCUAUACUCCUCCGGCCUCAAUACCUUCGACUCCAACGCAAAGGAGUGCAGAAACACGAUGGGGUUUACGUACAUUGACGAGCCCACCCUUACGAUGGCCAUAGAGGACAAGAGUAAGCUUAACAACUUCAAUACCGACUGUGUGCUCAACUCAGACUUAAAGAAGUCGCAAGCAUGUCUGCGUAAAGAUGAAGGCUAUGUUAACUCAGAUAUAGCGAUAAGCCUGGGCGUGACCGAGGAGCAGGUUGAAAAGCUUGUAGAGAAAUGCCCGAAACACGCGGUGACUCCUUUAGAAGUGAAGCGGAUAUGUGCCCUACGAGCAAGGAUGAGGAGUAACGACGACAUCGCAGACAUCUUAGACCUAGAUGUGGGCGAUGUCGAAGCAGUCAAUUGCCCAAAAGAUGGCUAAGGACUCAUCGAGCGCAAAGGAAACUGUGAAUGAAGACCCAUGGUAAAUGCAUCCUUUUCACAUGUUUACCCUUACUCCUGAAGACAUAUCAUGUCGUCAAUGUCAUAAUACUAUUCGCAAAUAAAUAAAUAAAUAACAACUGAAUAAACGAUUUAACUCUUA